Messenger RNA from Gamsiella multidivaricata, 897 nucleotides. RefSeq lists its product as uncharacterized. Bases 198 to 791 code for a protein of 197 amino acids. The record is from RefSeq and is a predicted model, not a curated record. The transcript has a single exon. Lineage: Eukaryota; Fungi; Mortierellomycota; Mortierellomycetes; Mortierellales; Mortierellaceae.
AAAAAGACGGUUUAAAUAAGCUGGGCAGAAGAUUCCGUUGGAAGGGAUCGGCCUUAAAGAGCAUUUGAUGCUGCUUAAAAACCGCCUGUUCUCUCUCCUCUUUCUUUCUCUCCUCCAUUCUUCUCGUCUUCACUUUUCGCCAACCCGCGUCCGAACGAUACCUCCUCUUUCCCCUAAUACUCUCUUUGAACAGAACCAUGCGUUUCUCCAUUUUUGCCAUUGCUGCAACCCUUGUCAGCGCUGUCCUCGCCCAGGAGGUCUUCCCCACCAGCCCCAUUGCCAACACUGUCUGGUAUAAAAAUACCAAUGCCACCAUCCGCUGGAAGGUCCUUUCUCCAACAACCGACAAGCAGAAGCUCAAGAUCGAUCUCCUGAGUGGACCCACCCCUCAAACCAUGCAGGUGGUUGACACCUUCGGCACUUUCGAAGCCGGCGCCAAAUCUGCAGUGGUUGCCGUUAGCAAGUCUCUCGCUACGGGCUGGUACACACUGAGGAUCGGAGAGAACUCGUACACGCACACAUUCCUCAUCAAGACUGACUCCAAGGAGACCUACACUGUUCCCGAGCCCCAGGCAACGACGACGACGAUUGGACUCCCAACCACGACCCUUCCCUCGACUACGACCACGACCACAGCCACAGCCACUGGCUUGCCAUCAGGCAGUGUCUCGACUAGCACUCCUACGCCGACCAACAGGCUCAAUGCAGCUUCGGGAUUCCUCAAGUCCGGAAGUGUCUUGUCCUUGGCUGCUUCUGCCGCUGUUGCCAUCGCUGCCUCCUUGGCCCUUUAAUUUCUUUUCGGUUGACUCUUUUUUUUUAUCAAGCUUGGAUGAACGAAGUGCUGGAUAUUUCAUUCGUCUAUUCUCCCAUCUAGAAUUCACCGAAAAGUAAAAAAAA